This is a messenger RNA of Fonsecaea nubica, 1818 nucleotides long. RefSeq lists its product as hypothetical. Lineage: Eukaryota; Fungi; Ascomycota; Eurotiomycetes; Chaetothyriales; Herpotrichiellaceae. Bases 1 to 1818 code for a protein of 605 amino acids. The transcript has a single exon. The record is from RefSeq and is a predicted model, not a curated record.
AUGAGGAAGUCCUUUAUUGAACGCAUCUUCCCUCACCCGCCGGGAAGUACAAGUUCACUUCCUCAGUAUGAGGAUGACGUCUCAGUCUCUUCGUUGCGCUCCUCCGAUGCAGUCCGCCCUCGCAUUCUGCUACGAGAUGCAGCAACCCCAUCUCCAUUGUCCGACCGGCAACGAAACAGUUCUGUGUCCCCGACCUCUCAAAGACCCCAGAAGCUGAGCUCGUCCCUGGUGCGCCACAACGAUCCCUUCCUCCCAGUGGAGAGAGCUGCCAAAUCACUCGAGCGGACCUUUCAGAGCCUCCUCGAUGCGCAGUCAGAAGGGCUCGGAGCUGGCGUUGCGAACGCAGACCUGGAAGAUUCGUCCUCUGUGGGAAGUCCCACGCCCACUCCAUCUAUCUCUACGUCUACAAGAACAGGAGCGGAUCCAGGACCGUGGACCAUACCAAUCCGUCAACCGAAGCCCAAAAAGAUCACGCUCCGAGGAGCACGACGCGGGUUAGAAAAGUCCAUGAGGGAAUUUGCGGCUCUUAGGGAGUGGGAGCUGUCCCUCAUCGACCGGGAAGUUGUGGCUAGAGACAACGCCCUGAAACAGGCUUCGGACCUAGGAAACCGGAGACACCUCCUUGAGGAUGAGAUUCGCAAGAUCAAAAAUGAAGAAGGACCUGUCGGUCUACGCUCCGAGAUUCAGGCCGUGGAACAGGAGAUCCAACAUCUGGAGACAGCCUUGCUGGAACUCAAGUCCAAGCACAGAAUCCUAGUGAAUCAGCUCCGCGAGACCGAGAGCUCAAGGGACUCGGAAUUGAGCUCUUACAUGGAGUCGCUGGCACUGAGCGAGGUUCAGGUCAAAUCGUUCCUGCGGAGACCACCGAUCCAGCAGAGUCUCAAUUCCGGACAUGAUCCAGGGAUGUACGCCCUGAAGCCAGAGAGGCGGACCCUGCAAAUGGCACAGGAGCAGUGGACAAACGAAGUGGAGUUGCUGGGUCAGAGAAAGGCGAGCGCAGAGAGUGAGAGGAAUGCCCUGGAAGAAGGAUCGAGACUUUGGCGCGACAUUGUAAGACGUAUUGGCGAGUUUGAACGGGACUUGAAGACGCAGACGCGGGAGCUGUCUCAUUCGCAACUCCAGUGGGCUGCCCCGAACGGAGCAGAUGAUGCGAAGAGUGUACCGGCGACAACAGCUGAAGAGGCGUCCAUUCAGCUAGUCUUGACAAAACUCUCUACCUUGAUCUCAUCUCUCGAGGAAGAUCUUGACCUGGCCGAAUCCAAGCACUGGAAUCUCCUCACCUGCGCAAUAGGUGCUGAGCUUGCGGCUUUCCAGCAGGCACGGGAUUUGCUCCAGCGGAGCGCCAACCCGUCAUCCACCACCGAUGGUCCACUGAGUGACGGUGACAGUGUCAACGGAUUCAAUGAUCGCAAUCAGCUUGAAGACCAUGAGACGACACAGAGUCAUGAGUACCCUCCAGAUCUACUCCGGGACAAUAUGCUUUCGCCGGGCAGAUUACGGAGUCCAGGCGAAAGCAGCAACCAGAGUCUAGAAGACACAUUGCGUCAGUUUGGAAAUCCGCUCGAUAAAGGCAAGCAGAAGGAACAGGUCGAUCCUCUUGACAGCGUCGAGCUUGACCCUGUCGGCGUUCACCUGCGGUCACAACCUCGUGGACUACCCUCUUCAGAGCUGGAUCCUUUUGCUGGGGAGGCUGAUUCGGUCGCGAAACCGACAUCAUUGCCAAUCACAAACGUUCGGCCGAAGCCUCCAGACCGGACAAUGACGUCUGAGAGCGAGGACGAUGAGCCAGGGCCAGAAUUUCUGCUUUCUCAUUCUUGA